GUGGCGAUGCUACUCUAUUAUUUUGCGAGCGCCGUUAAGUCGAUACAGUUCCAUGUGGACGAUGAUAUCAUCGACAAGCUCAACUAUUACUAUACGACAGCCAUUAUUACUGUGUUUGCCAUCCUCGUCUCAGCUAAGCAGUAUGUUGGAUUUCCGAUACAGUGUUGGGUACCAGCCACAUUCACCGAGCCUAUGGAACAGUACACGGAGAACUACUGCUGGGUGCAAAACACGUACUUUUUGCCUCUACACGAUUACAUACCGCACAACUAUGCGGAACGAGAAAAUCGACAAAUCGGGUAUUAUCAAUGGGUACCAUUUGUGUUAGCCUUGGAGGCGUUGUUAUUUUAUGUACCAACGAUCGUUUGGAGGUUGCUGAGUUGGCAGUCAGGAAUUCACGUUCAAUCACUAGUCCAGAUGGCAUGCGAUUCACGAUUACUAGAUUUGGAAUCACGAAAUCGUGCACUACAGACUAUUGCGACUAACGUUGAAGAAGCGUUGCAUGUUAAACAUCAAGUGAUGAGCGGAAAUCGUCUGAAAUUACUAAAUCUCAUAAUUUGUACGCGUUCAUCCGGUGCUGCCGUCACAUUCCUUUACAUCUCUGUGAAAAUCCUCUAUACUGUUAAUAUUGUUGGACAAAUAUUCCUUUUGAACACGUUCCUAGGUAAUCGAAGCAAAUGGUAUGGACUACAGGUGCUGAACGAUCUGAUGAACGGACGUGAAUGGGAAGAAUCUGGUCACUUUCCCCGUGUCACACUAUGUGACUUUGAAGUUAAAGUAUUAGGAAAUGUUCAUCGCCACACUGUCCAGUGUGUCUUGAUGAUUAAUAUGUUCAACGAAAAAAUAUUCCUUUUUCUUUGGUUCUGGUAUUUUUUGCUGGCAGGUGCUACCGUUUGUUCUUUAUUUUACUGGAUCUAUAUCUCAGUGGUGCCAAGCAGGCAACUCAACUUCGUGGGAAAGUACCUCACUGGAAUUGAAGGCUACAAGAUGGUUGACUCACAGUCAUUGCGGAGAUUUGUCUUCCAUUUUCUGCGACAGGACGGCGUAUUUUUACUACGAAUGGUAGCAACACAUGCCGGCGAGCUACCAUGUUAUGAGCUUGCGAAAACAUUGUGGAACAAUUACUGUGAUAACAAAGAAGGCAAGAUGCAUGACGUCUGA
Molecule: messenger RNA, 1161 nt
Organism: Angiostrongylus costaricensis
Lineage: Eukaryota; Metazoa; Nematoda; Chromadorea; Rhabditida; Metastrongylidae
Source: the annotation of a GenBank genome assembly